Molecule: messenger RNA, 1283 nt
Organism: Pieris rapae (cabbage white)
Lineage: Eukaryota; Metazoa; Arthropoda; Insecta; Lepidoptera; Pieridae
Product: pyrimidodiazepine synthase
Exons: 5
Coding region: 140-967 (275 amino acids)
Biological process (GO): glutathione metabolic process
Cellular component (GO): cytoplasm
Molecular function (GO): glutathione transferase activity; glutathione dehydrogenase (ascorbate) activity
Source: RefSeq, a predicted model, not a curated record
UACAAUUAAAAUUGUUAUUUAGAAACAUUGUUUGAUUGUUCAACGCCUUGUCUGAUCUUAUUAAUAGCGAAUUUCAUAUUAAUAAUAGCCAAAUAAUUAUUUUUUUAAGUGUUGCAAUCAAAUUUUGCUUUUUUCAAAUAUGGAAUACGACGGAAGACAUUUGCAAAAAGGCGAUCCCCUACCGCCAUUUAGUGGAAAACCACGGCUUUUUUCCAUGAGGUUCUGUCCUUAUGCCGAACGAUGCGUUCUGAUGUUGAAUGCAAAAAAAGUGGAAUACGAUUUAGUUUUUAUAGAUAUAAGCAACAAACCGGAAUGGCUUUUUACGUUUAAUCCUAAAGGCUCUGUACCAAUUCUGGAGUUUGAAGAAGGCAAAGCCAUAUUUGAAAGUUCAAUAAUUACAUCCUAUAUAGAUGAGAGGUAUCCAUACCCAGCCCUUCAGGCCGUAGGAGCCCUCAAAAGAGCACAAGAUAAAGUUGUUGUGGAGUUGUUGUCUAUUGCUCAAGCUGCAUAUUAUAUAGCAGCAUUCAAUGCUCAGGCAAUAAAGCCAGAAACAGUGCAAAGCUAUCAUCGAAGUCUAGAAAUACUGCAGAAAGAUAUCAAAGGCAGAGGUACAACAUAUUUGGCUGGAGAUAAACCUGGGUACAUUGAUUAUAUCGUCUGGCCAUUCUUGGAGCGUUAUAUAGCUCUUGAUCUAGUAGGAAGACAUGAAUUCGCUAUUACAAAAGAUAAAUAUGACAUAUUGAUAAAAUAUAUGCAUGCUAUGAAGAAAGACCCUGCGAUUCAGUCCUACAGUUUAGAGCCCGAAAACCAUGCCAAGUAUAUCGAAUCUCGUGUCAAAGGAAAGCCAGACUACAGCGUCGACUCUCCUACUUCAUUUAUUAUGAAAAAUAAUAAAAUUAUAAAGCCUAAAAAGAUAGAUACAUAUCAGGAAUCUAUUGAAUUAAAUACUAAAAAACCAUCUAUGUAGGCCGUUUGGAAUUUAUGGUGGUACUAGCAAUUGCUUGUGACAUCUUUCACUUAGAAAUACGCGGUAACACAUUAUAUUUUAGAAAUACGCUAUGAGAAUGCAGUUUAAUUAUUUUUCACGUUAGUAUCUAAUUGCAAUUACUCUUACAGAAAGAGAAAAAGCCUAUAUUUGUUAAUAACGUAACUCACAUCAUUUGUGUUUCUUUAAAGAUUCAUUGGGUGUAGGGCAUUAAAUACUCGUAGAAUAUGGAUUGGAUUAGUUUUUAAAACAUUAAUAAUGUACGGUGUUGGAUUAAACAUAUGCUUUAACAACAUUA